AUGCGUGGGGACAUAGAUGAUUCAAGACGACUAUACUCGAAACGCCACUCCUCAGAUCAUGCUCAGCUUCCCUUUGAGAAUGAUUCACGAGAGUGGGAGGUCCUUGGGGGCAGUCGUACUAUGUUCAAGCCUUUCAACAAACCCCUUCUUGCCUCUUUGCGAUAUCGUACCGAAUACGCGACAGAGAGAGAGCAGACAAGUCGAAUGCACUAUGACGCAGACUCCAGGAAGCACUGCUCAGAAGAACAGGUCGAGCCCAACAACAGCGACUUCGACUCCCUCUUCGACCUCAAAUUGAGCGUGCCGCAUAACCCCAGCCAGCGCGUCCAGCGCCACGCCCCGGAGAAGCAUGAGAACCAGCAUGCACAACACCAGAGCCGACUGAUUCAAGCCACUAAGAUCCAGCAACCCCCGAGCCGAUCGCUCCCGUCAACUUCCCCCCACAAUUCUAUUCGACGGAAUCGCAGCAGACUUGAGUCAGAGUCGAAUGUGUCGGAAGAGACAUGCGCGAGGAUCACCUCGACCACCCCGACUGCUCCGAACGCGCCCAAGACCGCUAUCGUACCUCCUCGCGCCGAGACGACUGGAGAGACAAUGAGAAGUAUUGGAGAAACUCGCCUGGUAUAUUCGAUGACGAAUAGAGCUGUGGGUCUUACCAAUAGCCCUUACGGGUCCGCGGUUCGACUAAACGCACGCCGAUGUAUGCUAUCAUUUUUUGAUCGCAAGAAGUGCUACAUCAUGGCAGAAGCAUCCCGAACUCUAUCACUGCAGACCGGCACAGUCCUAGACCCCAAGGAUGACCCUACAGCGGGGCCAGAUAGUAAGGGAGAUGUUUACGGCUACGACUUAUGA
This is a messenger RNA of Mytilinidion resinicola, 852 nucleotides long. RefSeq lists its product as uncharacterized. The record is from RefSeq and is a predicted model, not a curated record. Bases 1 to 852 code for a protein of 283 amino acids. The transcript is spliced from 2 exons. Lineage: Eukaryota; Fungi; Ascomycota; Dothideomycetes; Mytilinidiales; Mytilinidiaceae.